AUCUGUUUCCAUCGACUCCAGCUGCUGCUCGUCAGACCCCCAACAGCCAUGGUGAAGCAGGUCGACAGCAAGGAAGUUUUUCAGGAAGCUUUGGCGGCUGCAGGAGACAAACUUGUAGUAGUUGACUUCUCAGCCAACUGGUGCGGCCCUUGCAAAAUGAUCAAGCCUUUCCUUCAUUCCCUCUCUGAAAAAUAUUCCGACGUCUUGUUCCUGGAAGUAGAUGUAGAUGCCUGCCAGGAUGUCGCUGCAGAGUGUGAAGUCAAAUGCAUGCCCACCUUCCAGUUUUUCAAAAAAGGUCAAAAGGUGGGUGAGUUUUCUGGAACUAACAAGGAAAAGCUUAAAGCCACCAUUAAUGAAUUUCUCUAAUCAUGUUUUCUGGAAAACAUAACCACCCAUCAGCUGUUUAAUACUUGUAAUUUUUAAAACAUUAUGGAAAGUAUGAAGUAUGGAAACUAUGUACCCAACUGCCAUCGGAUUAUAAAUGACAAUAAGCUAUUCAUUCUACCCUUUUAAAAACUGUUCUUCAACAACCACACUGUAUCACUAAUACCAGCCAACUACUUUUUGAAAUUGUUCUACUGUUGUAAAGAUUAG
Molecule: messenger RNA, 594 nt
Organism: Sciurus carolinensis (gray squirrel)
Lineage: Eukaryota; Metazoa; Chordata; Mammalia; Rodentia; Sciuridae
Product: thioredoxin-like
Exons: 1
Coding region: 49-366 (105 amino acids)
Molecular function (GO): protein-disulfide reductase activity
Source: RefSeq, a predicted model, not a curated record